AUGGCUUCACGCAGGAGCUCACGCGAUGUGGACGAGGUACACGACGAGAAGCAGAUGGCUAUCUCGCACGUGGAAGGAGGCGGUCAGGUCAUCGAGAUCGAAACUUUUCGAGUCCUGGGACUGAGUCAAGAGGACGCCGACUUCUACACCAGCUUUCCUCCUGAGAAGCGGAAGAGGGUCUUUCACAAGGUCGAUAUUCGCCUUGUACCUAUGCUGGCUUGUCUGUAUCUGAUCUGCCACAUCGACCGCGCGAACAUCGGCAACGCGAAGAUCGAGGGCAUGGUCAAGGAUCUCGGCAUGACCAAUGUCCAGUACAAUAUUGUCCUGUCGAUCUUCUUCGUACCAUAUGUCUUGUUCGAGAUCCCGUCGAACAUGGUUCUGAAAAGGUUCAAGCGUCCAUCUUACUACAUAGGAAUGCUUUGCGUGUCGUGGGGCACUGUUAUGACCCUCACCGGUGUCGUCCAGAACUUUGCAGGUCUCAUGGCCGUUCGCGUCCUUCUGGGCAUUUUCGAAGCCGGCUUCUUUCCCGGUGCAAUCUACCUGACGAGCUAUUGGUACAUGCCCAAGGACCUCUCAUCACGCAUCUCUUAUUUCUACUGCGCUUCGGCGUUAUCUGGUGCCUUUUCUGGCCUGCUAGCAGCUGGCAUUGCCAAGAUGGACGGAGUGGCGGGCUACGAGGGUUGGCGCUGGAUCUUCCUACUGGAGGGCAUCGCUACCGUUGUCAUCGGUGUCAUGUGCUUCUUCCUGCUCGUCGACACGCCUGCUCUCUCCACUCGUUGGCUCGAGCCCGAGGAGAUUCGCUAUCUGGAGCUGUCCAUGUUCAUCAAGCAAGGCGGUGGCUUCAGCGAUGAGAAGUCGAGCAAGCGACGCGAUCUGAAGAAAGUGCUCCUGAACUGGCGAGUCUACAUCCAGGCCUACUUCUUGGUCUGUCAGUCUGCGCUGUCUUACGGAAUGAAAUUCACACUCCCGACCAUCACCAAAGCAAUGGGCUUUACCAAUACGGUCGCUCAAUUGACCUCGGCACCACCUUACGUCGCGGCAGCGCUUUCUGCUAUCUUCUUUGCGAAGAUUUCGGACAGGUUCUACUGGCGCAUGCCCUUUGUCGUUGCACCAAUGUCCCUAGUUGUGAUCGCCUUCAGCGUUCUCUUUUCUCUCAACGGUGCGCUGGACACCAAGAAAGGCGUCGCCUAUUUAUGCAUUGUUCUGGGCAUGAUGGGCAUCUUCCCUAUCCAAGCCGCAGCUGCUAGCUGGAAUGCAAACAACAUCGCUCCGGCUUCUCGGAGGAACAUUGGCAUCGCCCUGAUGAACGCUACUGGAAACAUUGGCGGCAUUGUGGGUUCGUUCAUGUAUCUAGAAAACGAAAAGCCGAAGUACCCUACCGGCUUCGGUCUCUCGCUCGCGUUCGGUGCCUCAGGCAUAGUUGUUGCUCUGCUUCUGGAGUGGAGCUACAAGUAUGCGAAUAAGCAGAAGGCGAAGAUCGUCGAGGAUGCGAAGACCAAGUACACGGAAGAAGAAUUGUUCGAUAUGGGCGAUAAGUCUCCGCUAUUCAAGCACGUACUGUGA
Cyphellophora attinorum is the source of this 1563-nucleotide messenger RNA. Its product is annotated as putative transporter. The transcript is spliced from 8 exons. Lineage: Eukaryota; Fungi; Ascomycota; Eurotiomycetes; Chaetothyriales; Cyphellophoraceae. Gene Ontology annotation, biological process: transmembrane transport. Gene Ontology annotation, cellular component: membrane. The record is from RefSeq and is a predicted model, not a curated record. Bases 1 to 1563 code for a protein of 520 amino acids. Gene Ontology annotation, molecular function: transmembrane transporter activity.